Messenger RNA from Populus euphratica (Euphrates poplar), 2258 nucleotides. Its product is annotated as probable E3 ubiquitin-protein ligase ARI8. The record is from RefSeq and is a predicted model, not a curated record. The transcript has a single exon. The coding region runs from base 228 to 2063 and encodes 611 amino acids. Lineage: Eukaryota; Viridiplantae; Streptophyta; Magnoliopsida; Malpighiales; Salicaceae. Gene Ontology annotation, molecular function: zinc ion binding; ubiquitin-protein transferase activity. Gene Ontology annotation, biological process: protein ubiquitination.
UAGUCUUUGAGGAUUGCAAUUUGCACACGCUAGUUUAACAACUUCAAUAAUAAUAGGAGACCAAACAAAGCCCUCUCUCCGUCUUGGUUUCGGGUUCUCCUAGGUUAUUUGUAACAGCUGACUUACGCCCUACAGAAUACAGACGGCUUUUACUCUUGGUAUAGGAUAUAUCCUGUGUACAAAUCCCCUCUUGAACAAAGCUUUGCGGUCUCAUAAUUUCUGUCAACAUGGCUGACAUGAACGAUUUCGAUGAUUUCGAUGAUUUCGAUGACUACUCACCCACGGAUUACUCCAGUGAUGACAAUACUGACUCCAGUGAAACAAACUUUACCGUCUUGAAAGAGGCCGAUAUUUGCCGAUGUAUCGAGCAUGAGAUCACAGAGUUAUCUGAUGUGCUCUCAAUAUCGAAACUCGAGGCAAGUCUUCUACUUCGUCACUACAAUUGGAAUGUUUGUAAAGUACAUGAUGCGUGGUUUGCUGACGAAUUCGGAGUCCGUAAGAAGGUAGGCUUGUUGCUGGAGAAGCCGGAAGAAAAACAAGUCAGUUAUGAUGAUCUGACUUGUGGGAUUUGUUUUGAAUCUUAUAGUCAAGAUUUCAUUAAAUCUGUCACUUGUGGUCAUCCUUUUUGUUCUGAAUGCUGGGGACUUUAUAUUCACACAAACAUCAAUGAUGGUCCUGGAUGUUUGGUUCUAAGGUGUCCUGAACCAACAUGUGCUGCUGCUGUUGGUGAUGAUGUUAUUAACGAAUUGGGGUUCGAGGAAGAUAGGAAAAAGUACUAUCGUUACCUUGCUAGGUCUUAUGUAGAAAGCAACAAGAGGAGAAAGUGGUGUCCUGCUCCAGGUUGUGAUUAUGCUAUUGAUUUUGUCGGCUGCGAUGGAGACUUUGAUGUUACUUGCGUGUGCUCUCAUUCGUUUUGCUUUAAUUGUUGUGAGGAAAGACAUCGACCAGUAGGAUGUGAUACUGUGGAAAAAUGGAAUUUGAAGAACAGUUCAGACUCUCAAAAUGAGACGUGGAAGAAAGCUUAUACCAAGCCUUGUCCCAAGUGCCAGAGACCGAUUGAGAAGAAUGCGGGAUGUAUGCGCAUGUCAUGCACAACUCCUUGUUAUCAUAUGUUUUGCUGGAUAUGCCUUAAAGACUGGUCUGUUCAUGGUUAUGGAGGUUCUUGCAACAGGUAUGUUGGAAAUCCUCAGCCUGAGGAAACUAGUCCAUUGCGGCAAGAGUUGCUUAAAUACCAACAUUAUUAUGAUCGCUGGGCAGCUAAUGAAAAGUCGAGGCAAAUUGCUUUGACAGACUUGGGAAAGGUGCGGAACAAUCAUCUAAAGGAGAUCUCGAAACUCUAUGGCCAACCUGAGACUCAGCUUGAAUUCUUGACCGAGGCCUGGCAGCAGAUAGUUGAAUGUCGGCGGGUGCUGAAAUGGACCUAUGCAUACGGGUAUUACCUAGCAGAGGAUGACGAUGCUAAGGCAAAAUUAUUCGAGUACUUGCAAGGGCAGGCGGAAUCCAGUUUGGAAAGGUUUCAUGAUUGUGCAGAGAGGGAACUUGAGAUAUUUAUUGAUCCUGAUAAACUUUCUGUCAGUUUCGAUGACUUUCGGUUGAAGUUAAUCCAUCUGACAGGAGUGACCAAAAAUUACUUUAAGAAUUUGGUUACAGCAUUAGAGAAUGGACUAUCAGACGUGGCUAGCUCCUCGAAGCAACAAAAAACCUCGAUCUGCAGAAGACUAAAAGUUCCAGCAGGCGAGACCUGCAACAGAAUGACAACUCCUGAAGACAAGUCCUCGAAUCUCUACACAGCUAUAACAAGGACUUCUGCAAAUCCAAACAAGACAAAAGCACCCAAAAAAAAAAAAGGUGUUGCCCUUGAGAUUACAACUCAAACAAAGAGGAGAACUGCUGACAAUUUGACACCUCAGGGUGAAUGGUCUUGUGAGUUUUGUUCUUACAUGAAUCCGGGUUCAUCAGAGACAUGCGAGGCAUGUAAUCGAGGAGCUUGGACUUGUCAGCACUGCACAUAUGCCAAUCCCAGGACCACAACCACAUGCCAGAUGUGCGCCGAAACCCAGUGAAAUAAUACAAUUUGCUCCUUUUCUUACAUCUCCUAUGUGUAGCAGCAGGGGCUGGCAUAUUUAGAUUUUUUAUUCCCGUCUUAUUAUUUUUGUUCUGCUACUUUGACCUGUUUCUUUGCAACAAUUUCCUUCAAUUUUAGUUUUCUACCUGGAAACAUCUCUCGCAUUUUAUAAAAUUCUGUUUAAUUAUUGGUA